GGUGGACGCUGCAGCUGGACGAGGGGACGCAGCGAGUUCCUAGCCAUGCCAUUUUCGCGCAGGACCUUUCGACCUGGGGGCCGAGGCUGGAGAACAAGUGCGACUCGGUCAAGGAUGACGCGAUCAUCUUCCCAGAGACUCAUGUCGGCAUCGAGGGCGCCAACGAGAUCGUGGAGCACCUCGGCUUCAGGGGUUUGAAGUCGGUAGUCGCGCCGUCCACGAAGAACAGGCGCGGCGAGCUGGCAGGCGGCGUCGGCAUGGCUAUUAGAGGGUUCUUGUCGGUGACGUCGACGAGGCACCUCGCAUCGAAGAGGGGGCAGGCAGCGGGGCCCAGACAGCUCGACAGCGAGAGGGGGCCAGGGCCAGUCGACUUCCAGGACAUGGUGGCGGCUCAGUGGCGGUGGCGAGGGCAGUCGGUUCUCGUCGUCGGCGUGCGUUUUGCAUCGUCGAUCGGCAUGGGCGGCGAGAACCAGCAGAAGAUGGCGCGCAUAGCGGCGCCCACGCGCGGUCGCAGCGGGCCGUGGGCGGCGAUCGGCGACUGGGACGCGGGGCCGACCGAGAUGCAGAAGGCAGGGUGGCUCAAGCUGCUCGACGCGAAGGUGGUGGCGCCAGCAGACGUCAGUUACACGUGCGCGCGCAACCCAGCGCGCAUGCAUGAUUACGCGGUGUGCUCGGAGUCUUUCCUGAUGAUCGUGGACAGAGUGGAUGCCGAUCGUCGCGAUCCUGGCGACCACUGCCGAGUGAGGGUGCACUUGAAGGGCGACGCGAAGAUCGCGAUCCAGCGCAACCUGCAGCUGGCCAAGCCUUUCCCGUUGCCCGAUCUGCCGAAGAAGAAGGCGGACCCGGACAGCAAGCGGUCCGGCGAAGGCGAGAGGCAGAAGGGCGCGGUCGUCUGCGAGGCCGUGCCGCCCGAGUGCCAGCCAAAGGACGAGCGGAUGAGAUUCGACCUGGCAAUCGCCGAGCGCAACACUUUGUGGCAGGAGAAGUUCCGCGCGGCGAUCACAGAGGACCGCGUCGCGUGGAGGCAGCCGGCGCAGCGCGCGAAGGGCGCGCUUGCCUUUGCUUUCGACGAGGAGGGAUCGCGAGAGCUUGGGGCGCGCUACGGCGCAUGGGCAUACGCAGUGGAGCAGCGCUACAUGGCGCCCCCGCCGGUCGAAGCCGAGGAGCGGAGCAUCUACCUCGGGCGCGGCGACGAGGUCAGGUUUAAGCAGGGCAAGGCGAAGCUCGGCAUCGGCGUUAGCGCCUGCCUGGGCCAGACCAUCAGGGCUCUCAGCAGCACGAUGCCCAGCGGCGGCAUCAUCAAGAUGACAGCGAAGCAGAAGCGGAAGUGGCGAGUCGCUCUCAGCGACGUUCGCAACAUGUCCAGCGAGCAGGUGCAGCGCUUCGGGGCGGCGGCGCUGACCACAGCGAAGAAAGGGAAGCGCGCGGAGGUCGGCGAGGCUUUGCUGGCCUACACCAACUGGGUGCAAGAGCAGGGGGCGGCUGGCAGCGGCGCGCUGCGCAGAAAGACGAAGGGCAAGCCCAGGUGCGACAACGAGGCGCGCAGCCAGGGCGUUACCGCCUCGGACAUGGUGGAGUGCAUGGAUGCGAAGGGCGCACAGUGGCGGAAGAAGUGGAAGAGCAAGUUCAGCUCGCAGGCCACCUUGCAGCGCCUGGAGCGGUCGCGUGAGGCGGCGAUGGAGGGGAGCUGGGCGCCAGUCGCCAUCGAGAGCUUCAACGACGCCAUCAACGCGAUGGCGAAGAGCACGGCGAAGGGCGUCGAGCAGAUGGGAGCCUUCGCCUUCAAGUGGCUUCCUCCGGACGCGCGAGAGGAGUUGCUCGGCAUCGUCGAGGAGGUCGAGCGCGUCGGCACCUGGCCGUGGCCGCUGAUGGUCACGCUCGCCUGCCUGCUAAGGAAGGAUCCAGGAGGAGACCGAGCGAUUGGGCUGCUACCUGAGGUGGUCAAGCUAUGGUCGAAGGUGCGCAGCGAGUACGCGAACGAGCGGGUCGUCGCCAUGGCGGGGAAGUGGGUCGCAGCG
This is a messenger RNA of Prorocentrum cordatum, 2018 nucleotides long. The record is from the annotation of a GenBank genome assembly. NCBI's taxonomy places the organism in Eukaryota, Dinophyceae, Prorocentrales, Prorocentraceae.